CCAGAGGAAGAUAUUCUCAUAGGUCUCGUUUUAGCUUCACAUGCAUGCCCUCUUAAGACGAUCGAUGGAGAACAGGAGACCGGCUGCACGUCCGAUGGCCUCCGAGCUUCUCAUUCUCCUCAUGUUUCUUGUUGCGGUUGCGGCUACCUUCCUUGUUCCGGUUCAGGGCGCUGUCCAUUAUUACGAUUUUGUGCUGAAAGAGAAGAACUUCACGAGGCUAUGCAACACCCAGAGAAUGCUGGUGGUGAAUGACAGCCUUCCGGGCCCCAUGGUUCGGGUCCAUAAAGGGGACACUAUGUAUGUCAAUGUCUACAAUGAAGGGGAUCACGCCAUAACGAUCCAUUGGCAUGGUGUCAAACAACCAGGGAAUCCAUGGUCGGAUGGUCCAGAGUACAUUACGCAGUGCCCCAUCCAACCGGGGACAAACUUCACGUAUGAGGUGAUAUUCUCAAAUGAAGAGGGAACCCUCUGGUGGCAUGCGCACAGUGAUUGGUCUAGACACAGUAUAUACGGAGCAAUUGUUAUCGAUCCCGUCAAUGGAACUACGUACCCGUUCCCAGCUCCUGAUGGCGAAGAAAUCCUCAUCCUCGGAUCUUGGUACGACUUUAAUGUUAAUGAAGAGGUGGACGAGGACUUAAUCACUGGAGGAAACUUGCCCGAUUCCGAUGCCUAUAUGAUCAACGGCCAGCCAGGAGACUUUUGUAAUUGCUCUCGAGAGUCGACUUAUAGGUGGGUAGUUGACUAUGGGAAGACCUAUCUCCUCCGCAUAGUGAAUGCGGUCAUGAAUGCCGAACUCUUCCUUGCCAUCGCGGAUCACAACUUGACAGUGGUCGGGAUGGACGGGAAUUACGUUAAACCCUUUGUUACAGGUUACAUCAUGAUAAGCCCGGGACAGACUAUAAAUGUCUUGCUCACAGCAAACAAGAUGCCAGGCCAUUAUUAUAUCGUGGUUCAUAAUUUCGAUACUACCCCAACCGAUGCUGCAGAAUUCUUCGAUCAUGCAAAUGCCUCAGCGAUCCUCAUGUAUAGCGGUGACUACAGUGCCCCCGACUCACCGAUCUACCCUUCACAGCUCCCAUAUUAUGAGGAUUAUAAUGCUGGGAAUGCAUUCUUGGCGAAGCUCAGAAGCUUGGCCGAUGAGCAGCAUCCUGUCAACGUCCCAAUGAACAUUACGACUCGAAUGUUCAUCACAGUGUCUAUGAACAUAAUCCCCUGCCCCAAUCAGAGUUGUGAUGGGCCCGUUGGGGAUAAGAUUGCUUCGAGUAUGAAUAACAUCAGUUUUGUGAAUCCGGGCAUGGAUAUACUUCAAGCUUAUUAUCGUAACUUGAGAGGGUUCUAUACGCCCGACUUUCCGAAUUGGCCGCCCACGAUGUUCAACUUCACAGAGCAUGGUCUUCCAUACUCCCUGGCAGUACCACAAAAGGCGACGAAGGUAAAAAUGUUGAAUUAUAACGAAGAGGUGGAGAUUACAUUCCAAGGGACAGCAUUGAUAAACGCAUCCGAGAACCAUCCGAUGCACAUGCACGGCUACAGCUUCUACGUGGUAGGGUCAGGCAUCGGGAAUUUCGAUAAUGUCACAGACCCGUUAAGUUUUAAUUUGGUCGAUCCGGUGGAAGUCAAUACAGUUUCUGUUCCUAAGAAAGGAUGGGCUACCAUAAGAUUUAAAGCAAGCAAUCCUGGCGUGUGGCUCUGGCACUGCCACUUGGAUCGGCACCUGAGUUGGGGCAUGGAUACCGCAAUGAUCGUGAAGAACGGCGACACGCCGGAGACGAGCUUGCGAAGGCCCCCGGCUAACAUGCCAAAAUGCGAUGUCCCCUUUGCAAGUUGGCUUCAAAGUCUAGAUGACUCAGAUGAAGAAUUGGCUCAGUUAUUCGGACAGCAAUAAGAUCGCCAGCGGCAUGUAUGAGCCAUUCUCCCAGGCAUCAAUUACUUGAGAUUGUAGAACGGAAACAGUACGGUACGGUGACAGAAGCCCUUGACUAAUAAAAUACGCCAAAUUUUUUUUUUUUUUUACUAUAAGGGAGGUCUAUAACUUUAGAAUGGAAGGAAAGUGGACUUCAAACUUCUGCCCCUCUCUCUUGCAUUUCUUUAAAUUACUAUAUGGAAAUUAUAUAUAAGGUGCAAAUUUAUGACACAUGCACUUACAUGUA
Punica granatum (pomegranate) is the source of this 2150-nucleotide messenger RNA. NCBI's taxonomy places the organism in Eukaryota, Viridiplantae, Streptophyta, Magnoliopsida, Myrtales, Lythraceae. The record is from RefSeq and is a predicted model, not a curated record.